Molecule: messenger RNA, 1675 nt
Organism: Leptonychotes weddellii (Weddell seal)
Lineage: Eukaryota; Metazoa; Chordata; Mammalia; Carnivora; Phocidae
Source: RefSeq, a predicted model, not a curated record
AUGACAGGAGGCCCUGUGUCACUCAGAUGCCCUGGCUUCGAGCCUUCUCUGGGCCUGUUCCUCCAUCCCAGGGCCGAGGCCAGUGGGGUCCUCAGGACUGGGCGAUGGGGCUCUGAGGGCAAGGGAACAGGCCAGCCUCAAAUCAGACCUGAUUCGUGCCCAAAACGAAGGCCUCCGCGUCCCGUCCGUUCCCACAGAAAGAAAACUAAACUGCUCUCCCGGCUGCUCAGAAAGAAGAACAGUGACAACGCCCCUGCAAAAGGGAACAAGAGCCCUUCGCCUCCGCCAGAUGGCUCCCCUGCCGCCACCCCAGAGAUCAGAGUCAACCACGAGCCUGAGCCGCCUAGCUCGGCCACAGCCGGGGCCUCCCUCCCCAAGUCCCCAUCUCAGCUCCGGAAAGGGCCACCAGUCCCUCCGCCUCCCAAACACACCCCGUCCAAGGAGGUCAAGCAAGAGCAGAUCCUCAGCCUGUUUGAUGACACGUUUGUCCCUGAGAUCAGCGUGACCACCCCCUCCCAGUUUGAGGCCCCGGGGCCUUUCUCGGAGCAGGCCAGUCUGCUGGACCUGGACUUUGACCCCCUCCCGCCUGUGGCGAGCCCUGUGAAGGCGCCCACGCCCUCUGGUCAGUCAAUUCCGUGGGACCUCUGGGAGCCCACAGAGAGUCCAGCUGGCAGCCUGCCUUCCAGGGAGCCCAGCGCUGCCGAGGGCACCUUUGCUGUGGCCUGGCCCAGCCAGACGGCCGAGCCGGGGCCUGCCCAACCAGCGGAGGCCUCGGAGGUGGCGGGUGGGACCCACCCUGCGGCUGGAGCCCAAGAGCCCGGGGAGACAGCAGCAAGUGAAGCGGCGUCCAGCUCUCUCCCUGCGGUGGUGGUAGAGACCUUCUCAGCAACUGUGAACGGCACCGUGGAGGGUGGCAGCGGGGCGGGACGCUUGGACCUGCCCCCGGGGUUCAUGUUCAAGGUACAGGCCCAGCACGACUACGUGGCCACUGACACGGACGAGCUGCAACUGAAGGCUGGUGACGUGGUGCUGGUGAUCCCCUUCCAGAACCCGGAGGAGCAGGAUGAAGGCUGGCUCAUGGGCGUGAAGGAGAGUGACUGGAACCAGCACAAGGAGCUGGAGAAAUGCCGGGGCGUCUUCCCCGAGAACUUCACCGAGCGGGUUCAGUGAGCGGCUGGUGUGGCUCUCUGGGCGUGUGAAGAACACCUUUUCCCGAAAAAUGUGUGUUUUUUUUUUUUUUUUUUGAUUUUGUUUUUAAACUUCUGAAAAGCAAAGGGAAAUUGAGAGGAGAGACCUAAGCCAAGAGGUAUUCUCCCAAAGAUUAGGUUGUUUUCCAAAGAGCCUGUUUUCGGCAAGUCCAGUGGAAUCACCAGUGUUCCUGAAGCUGCUGUGUCCCCUAGUUAGUUCCCGGCCGCCCCCCCAACUGCGCCUGCAUGUGUGCCUGGCCGCAGGGCGGGGCCUGGGGCUGCGGAGCCACCACGCUUGCCUGAAGCUUCGGCCGAGCAGCCUGGGGAAGGGUCCUCUUUUUUCUGGCAGCUGCUGUGGGUGGGGUUGGGUCUCUCCAGAGACCUCAGGGCCCAGACAUCAGCCCGGCCUGACCCUGCCCCGCAGACCGUCUGUGUGCUGUUUGAAAAUAAAUCUUAGUGUUCCAAACAAAAUGAAACAAACUGACAAA